AGAGUGUUUGUCUCCCUCUAUCGUUGUCACAAAACCCCUCAAAAUCGGCUUAAAUACAGCAAGUUGGAGAGUAUUAAACUGAAGCCCGACUUCCAAACGCACCCGCCUUGAUGGGUUGCGUACAUAUAUGCAUGAGACAUUAUGAGAGUUUAGGCCGAGGCGUCCAUCUUCCCUCGUCUUUGUUUCCGUCUUUAGAGCUGAAAGUGGCGGUUUAACUUCCACUGCUGCUAACACCUUAGCCCGCUGUCAUCGCCCCGGACUAGCCCGGCCUUCAGUCAGCGAUUUGUGGGCUUCGAAAUCUACUGUCAUAAUCACGAUAUAUGACGACAUCUGCAUCUGUCUAGCUGCGCACUUUACUGGAAACACGGCGCGUGUUAUAUGUAAAAUAAUGAGGUUAGCAGCGAGUUAGCGCAGGCCCGCCCGUGUUGUCUACAUCAAUAUUUCACAUAAUUAGAAAUAUUACACUUGAUGUCCGGUUAUAUUUAAAAGCGCAAUGGCACGAUCGGUUGCGUGAAUGUCGUUUACACCAAAUCAAUUGGGAUAUUUAGGCUGUCAGUUAGCCUAGCCCCAAAAUGCUAACGCGGAACCGGAGUGGACAAGGAUGACGAGGCAUUGCUGCUAAGUGAUCGGGAGCAACCGUCGACGCUCUGGAGCUCAGAGCGAGCCGGACUGCUACUGCUGUCUUCCCGAGACUUUCCGUAGCCCCAGCGCCGAGCAUUGCCUCCUCCACGGCGACCGAUCGACUCUUGUUCGAAGCCCAGCUAAAUCGCUAAGACGCUUGUUGGACUGUGGCAAAGAGCUCCCUCUACGAUGAUGCCAGGAGAGGUACAAAAACACCAGCACGGCGAUGCUACUGAGGCUGGACCUCGGUCUCUCAGCGGGGAGCCUUGUGUCAGUCAGUCAGUCAAAGCCUACAGAGGCUGAAGCCCCCAAAUUGGUGGCAUCAUAAGCGCCCACUGACAGGACACUGGCUCCUAAAAAAAGCUCCUGCCCAACAUGGACCAAGGGCCCGUGGAGGGUGUUGGGAUGGUGGAGGUUCCAGCCAAAGACUUUCAGGAUCCCAUCGUGGCAGAUCUCCUCCAGCAAGCUGCUGAGGCUGGGGGUGUGGUGGAGAGACGAGGUAAUGGAGAAGGGAUGGUGACAGGCAACCAGGGUCAGCAGCAGCUGAUGGGAGGGUCUGGAGUUGAAAUGAUGGUGAUGGACUCGCUGGACCCGGCUCUCCUUCAGAUGAAGACUGAGGUGAUGGGGGCUGCUGUUAGUGGGUCCGGGUCUGUGAGCGCGGCCCACCAAGCCACAGUAACCACAGUGGACCAGACACAGAUUAUUACACUGCAGGUGGUGAACAUGGAAGAGCAGGCGGCACUUGGUCUGGGAGAGCUGCAGCUGGUCCAGGUGCCUGUUUCAGCCGGCGCCGUGCAGGCCCUCCAGCAGGGCAGCUAUGCCAACACCACUGCGAUCACUAAAGACGGAGACCCCGUCAUCUGCCACACUCUCCCGCUGCCAGAAGGCUUUCAGGUGGUUAAAGUGGGUGCCAACGGAGAGGUGGAAACUGUGGAGGGCGAGGGCCCACCUGAGGAAGAGGAGGACGAGGAGGAUGAAGACGUCGAGGUGGGGAACCAGAUUCUGGAUGAGGAGGAGGAAGAACCCAUGCCACCACCUGCAGAUCGAACAUGGUCGAAAGAUCCUGACUACCAGCCGCCUAUUGGAGUUGUGAAGAAAGCUAAGAAGGGCAAGAAGAGUCGCUUGCGUUACGGCGACGGAGACAAGGACAUGGAUGUCAGCGUGUACGACUUCGAGGAGGAGCAGCAGGAAGGGCUGCUCUCCGAGGUCAACGCAGAGAAGGUUGUGGGCAACAUGAAGCCGCCGAAGCCGACCAAGAUCAAGAAGAAAGGUGUGAAAAAAACCUUCCAGUGCGAGCUGUGCAGCUACACAUGUCCCCGCCGCUCCAACCUGGACCGACACAUGAAGAGCCACACAGACGAGAGGCCUCACAAAUGCCAUCUGUGUGGACGAGCCUUCCGAACAGUCACCUUGUUGAGGAACCACCUCAACACUCACACCGGGACUCGGCCUCACAAGUGCACUGACUGUGACAUGGCUUUUGUGACGAGCGGCGAGCUGGUCCGCCACCGACGCUACAAACACACUCAUGAAAAACCCUUCAAGUGCUCCAUGUGCGACUACGCCAGUGUGGAGGUGAGCAAGCUAAAGCGCCACAUCCGCUCUCACACCGGUGAGCGUCCCUUCCAGUGCAGCCUGUGCAGUUACGCCAGCAGAGACACCUACAAGCUGAAGAGGCACAUGAGGACACACUCAGGAGAGAAGCCGUACGAGUGCUACAUCUGUCACGCCCGCUUCACCCAGAGUGGAACCAUGAAAAUGCACAUUCUCCAGAAACACACUGAGAACGUGGCCAAAUUCCACUGUCCCCACUGCGACACGGUGAUUGCCCGCAAGAGUGACCUGGGUGUCCAUCUCCGUAAGCAGCAUUCAUUCAUCGAGACGGGGAAGAAGUGUCGUUACUGCGAUGCCGUCUUCCACGAGCGCUACGCGCUCAUCCAGCACCAGAAGUCUCACAAGAACGAGAAGCGCUUCAAGUGCGACAUGUGCGACUAUUGCUGCCGUCAGGAGCGGCACAUGGUCAUGCACCGCAGAACCCACACCGGGGAGAAGCCUUUCGCCUGCAGCCAGUGUGAGAAGACCUUCAGACAGAAGCAGCUUCUGGACAUGCAUUUCAAGCGCUAUCACGACCCCAACUUUGUUCCCACCGCCUUCGUCUGUCCCAAGUGCAGCAAGACCUUCACCCGGAGAAACACCAUGCUGCGUCACUGUGAGAACUGCUCCGGUGAAGUGGAAGAAUCGGAGAAGAGAAGUCCGCCGGCGAAGAAGGGCAAGAGAGGCAGGAAGAGGAAGAUGAAGAGCAGAAGAUAUGAUGAUGACAGCGAUGAUGACAAUGCUGAACAUGAUGAGGAUGAGGAGGAAGAAGAAGAAGAAGACUAUGAGGAGGAGGACGAAGAGAUGGAGCGAGGGGAUGAGUUGCUCCUCAAUGAAGAGGAGGAACUCCACAACAUGGAGCUGGACCAGGCGCCGGCAACUGUUCCACUCCCAGCUCCAGAAGAGCCACCCAUCAAACGGAAACGGGGGCGACCUCCCAAGAAUCCUCCCAAGUCUCCUGCUCCUGUGAAGUCUGUGGCAGAGGCGGACAAGAUGGUCGACGCUGACACCAUCAUCCAGGUGGAGGUCCAGGGACCGGAGGAGGAGGAGGAGGAGGGGAAGAGUGAGGAUGGCUCGGCAGUUACACACCUGGAGACGGGACUGGACAGGGCGGGGCCUGAGACUGUCGGCUUGGCUGUGAACGAGGAAGCUGCAGCUGCAGCUGCUGCCAACGGAGACCUGACUCCCGAAAUGAUCCUCAGCAUGAUGGACCGGUAAAGAUGGAGCUGGAGAACACAUGUGCCCGGACUCCACAAAUUCCGCCCUCCCCUUCCCCACAUCGCUCACCUGUUUGUGCUUUUGAUUUAGCUCCCAGUCUGGAGAAACCCAGUGACCCGUCUCCGACUUGGAGCGCGUCCAAGUUUGCCACGACAUUUCGAACCAGCCGAAUGUCUCAAGUUAUUCCAUGCGAUGCUGCAACUCUUCAGGGUUCAUUCAUGUUCUGCCACCACGUUUGUUUCAAUCGUGUCACUCAUCUUCAUUUGCAGAUCGUCAUCCUGUAUAUAAACGGCUCUCAACAUUUUAAUCAAGUAGUGUGGGCCGUCGCCGGGACAGGUCCACGUGUGUCACUCCUCCUCCUGAGAGUGUCAGAGUAAAUCCGCUGGCUGUCCUCAACGCACGGCUCGCAGUGUUGUUCCCUCGAGGAGCGGCAUCAGGUUUCUCACCUGCGUGUACAUAACCCUCUCUCCACGGCCACCGAGCUGCUCCCGCCUGACUGAGCUGAUACCUUCCUGCCAGUGUUUUAAGACUGACAAUAAUGUCUCCACUUCACUUUUGCUCCUUGCUGUCAACAUUCCGAAGGUCCACUUCCACUCUCCACCUCCUCUCCCACCCACAUUUAAUCCGUUUGCAUGUAAAUAUACAUUUUAGCCUCGAGUCCUGUUGGAUGGUAGUUUCACCUGUUCUCCACUUUUCCUCUGGUUUGUUUUCUACAUCAAAGCAUUUCAACAUUUUUUUUUUAAUUUGUUCUUCUCCAGACAAACUGGGAUUCAGACGCAGGUUGUUUGAGCUUCUAAGUGUAAAGUCGUCACGGCUCGUUCAGAGGCGCCUCCACAUCUGAAAAUUGUACUUAAAAAAAAAAAAAAAAAAGCAUGAAUAGUUUUUGACGUGUGAAUAAUUUUUCUGAUUCUACAUGCUCUAUUUUUCUAUCAAUAAGAUCGUCAGCGGCCCCGACUGGAAGAGUUCAAAACUGUCAUGUGACGUGCUUAAGUCCCACAAAUAUAAAACCCCCAGAGGCCACAAAAUAUCUUUGUGCCAAGAAGUUGAAUGUUCGGUAGCUGCAUGGUGGGCGUUAGCAUCAUCCGUUUGUGUUCUCUCAAAGGCAAAUACUUUUUUAUGACACACAAAGAGAAGCUCUUGUUAUAAACAAAUCACUGUACAGCUGAUGACAAAUAAACUUCUGAUAGGCCCAUGAGUGCUGAGAGUGUCUCUCUAACACUGUGGAAGGAGGAGAAAACAUUAGCCCGAAAUGGAUGGACCCUGACAACAAAACAUCCUUGAGUUGCUUCAAGAAUUAUGGACCAUGAGGAAAUUCCAGGGUUUAAUGAUUCUGAAAUGGCUUCAUUUUCCAACUACAUCAACGAUGUACUAAGAAUUAUUCUCCUGUUGUUGGUGUAUCACAAUAAAUUUGAAACAAAUACUAAAUAGUAUACACGAUAAAAUAGUUUAGAAAAUACUGUUAUACGUCCCUUAUUUUGAAAAAGUAAUCCGUACACUCUUCUGGCUCGAGGCUUUUAUUUUGAAAGGUACAACCGGCGUUUACUCCUUUUAAUUAAUCAGGUAAACGUUGCCUCAUGUCAUUUUUUAAUAGUAUCGUGUUGGAGUUUAUGUAUGAUCAUUUGUUGUGGCUCGGUUGAGGUGUAAAGGUAUUGAGAACGUAUGAAAAUACCAACGCUACGCUGUGUGCACCUGCUAGUUAGCUAACUGCCAAAAAACGUGCGGUGUCAUUCUUCUGAAGUUUCUAUUUAAUUGGGCCCAAUAUUCGACUUCAGCUUCACAGCUUUCAUCUGCAGUCACUAAACGGUGUAAAAAAUCGUGUUCAUUUUCAUGCAAAACGCCGUAAUGCAAGUGUAAAAUUCCAUUUUCCGCGGUUCAUGAAACAACUCGCGGAGCGUCGUCAUCGAGGCGCAUGUGGUACGUUGUUUUGUUCUUUUAAAUAGUGUGUUGAAUAGUGUGAGUGAGGUUUUCAUGAUCAAUUUCGAGGUAUUAUGACGAAUGAAUGAAUCAAAGUAUGAGAUGAACAUGUGAAUAAUAGCUAUUUACACGAGUGUUAGUGGCUAAUUGGAGCAUGUUCUGUUUACUUUCACAUCAAUGACUUUCACCAGGCCGGUGAUGAAGAUGCCUCCUCCUCCUCCUCCUCCUCAGCCUGCUGUUUGGAUCAUAUUAUCUGAUGACUGAGUUCUGGAGUGUGUUGUGAGUCAACCUUGGUGAUUUGUUCACAUCACACCCAGUCAUCGGAGCAGGAAUAGGAGGAGGAAGAACUGGCCACCCCCAGUAACCAACUGCAACCCCCUUUUCUUUCUGCUUUGGCCUCAAACCCAUCCCCUUCCCCCACCCCCACCCCCCGGGAC
Synchiropus splendidus (mandarinfish) is the source of this 5783-nucleotide messenger RNA. RefSeq names its product transcriptional repressor CTCF-like. NCBI's taxonomy places the organism in Eukaryota, Metazoa, Chordata, Actinopteri, Syngnathiformes, Callionymidae. Bases 997 to 3432 code for a protein of 811 amino acids. Gene Ontology annotation, cellular component: nucleus. The record is from RefSeq and is a predicted model, not a curated record. The transcript has 17 exons.